This is a messenger RNA of Labrus mixtus (cuckoo wrasse), 2739 nucleotides long. RefSeq names its product sterile alpha motif domain-containing protein 9-like. Lineage: Eukaryota; Metazoa; Chordata; Actinopteri; Labriformes; Labridae. The record is from RefSeq and is a predicted model, not a curated record. The transcript has 2 exons. Gene Ontology annotation, cellular component: cytoplasm. The coding region runs from base 118 to 2214 and encodes 698 amino acids.
CAAAGGGUGUGGCUAAAAUCUGCUAAUAAAUAAACUGCCUUGGACUCACAGGUCACCCACACAGCGGCUGGAACUCAAACAGGGUUGUUUGCCUUUUUGAAGAAGUGAAGACAAAAAAUGGAUCACCACUCAACAGAAACUUUGACAUCUGACAGCGGAGAUGAAACCUCUUCGGAUGGUGAACAGAUGACACUGGAGGAAGCUGAUAAAGUCAGAGACUAUGUGAGAGAAAACCCAAACUCCCCCAACACGCAACUGUUCUCUUUUCUGGUGCUGCUGAACACCUACGUUCCUGGGUCCUUUCUUCUGAUGUCUGAGUGUCAACAGAUCCUUGGACCUCCUGAUCCCAUCCAUGGAGGUCCCCCCUUUGAAGAAAGAAUGGAGCCUUUUAUCAGCUUCAUAAACAUAUCCAGUCCAAACCCUGACCGCAUGUGUCACAUUAAGCCACUGUUAACAACUGAAGCAUUACAGCUACUCACUGACUCAGGAAUUUCAAGGAGUAAUAUUGUGAAGAAAUUCAUGGAUUUACUCUGCAGAGAUGAGGCCCAACCAACAACAGUAGAGUUCAUCAAAGAUUUACUGACCAAGAGAGAAAUGGGAGAAAAUGGCAAAGAGAAGUUCUCACCGUUAGUUUUAGAUAUAUGUGAGCAGGAGAAUUCUUACAACGCUAUCUCUGUCUUGAAAACCGCAUCAAAUAUAAUGACACAGAACCACAUCUAUCCCCAAACUCUUUCCCGUUUCUAUUACAUAAAGAGAGGUAUCUAUGACAGAGCUGAAACUUGGGCAAAGAUAGCCAUUAGCAGAGCUCAAAACAACUCUCAUGUGGCUGACACUCUUGGCCAGGUUUACAAGAACCGUUUACUGAGGACAGCCAAUCAACUGGAGGAAAUCUUAGACAUGGCUCGAGAGGCCUUGACGGUGUUUAAAGAUGUGGGAACAAAAGCUGACAACGAAGAAGGGACUGAAAUGAUAGAUUCAGCGGGCAGCGUAAACAUUUCAAAAACUUUUAACGACAGAGGAUUGUUUGGCUUCCUCCAAGUGGCAAACAUAGCCUUUGAGAAACUCCAAAAGAUAAACCGUGAUCCUCGAUGGACACACCUCCACAAUUUGGAAAUGGAAGUUGAAGCCAAAUUUGGCUUUUUUGAAUGGUACCUUGGCUACUCCAAGCCCGACGAGACAACCUCAGAGCCGCCCUACUUCUGGAAAGACGUUGCUCUCUGCUACAAACACUAUACCAGAAAAGACGCAGCGCAUUCCACCAGCUUUCCGGGCCUCCUGGAGCGUUUGAAUCACGGCCUGUUCACGUCAAUGGGAAGACGCGCCGGGUUUUUGGAGGCGCAGGAAACCACCUCUGAUUUAGAAGCAAUCUGCGACGAUUUGAAAACCACCCAUGAGACAGAUGUUGGAGAUGUCGAAGCGGCUGGGAGGUACAUUCUCUCAAAUAUCAUCUUGAGCAACAAGAAGCAUAACUCCUCGAAACUCACUCCUGUGAAUGAACUCAAGACCGUUCUGUUCGGAUUCUUGGACACUGAAGUGGGGCGUAGAAGCCCUGAGUUUUAUCUUUUGGUGCUGCUGUUGUUUUGGCCUGAGGAACAUCCUCAGUUGGUUGAAGAAGAGGAUGAGGAAGUGAAACAACCGGCAACAGAGGACAACGGGUCAGAAAACGAGACCUGGGAGGAUGAGGACAGAAAUGAGCAACAGGAAUCAGAAGGAGAGCCUGCACAACUGUCGCUUGACGUGAUUGGACCUGAUCUGCAACAACACAUCACAUUCAUGGAGAAAGCAUUUGAGAGAGAUGGGUAUGCCAAGUACCUCCGAGGUCGAUACCUUGUGCCUCUCUUUUUUCUGGGAAAGGGCUCUGGACUGAGCAAGUGGAUUCACAAAUCAAGGUUGGACGCUAUUGUGGAGAGACAGGUCGAUGCUGAGCUAGCCGAUAGCCGACACAACAGAACAAAGGAGAAAUGGAACCGGAUCAAUGACUUGUGGAGCAAAGGGAACGUGUGGCAAGUCCCAGAGAUACAAGACAUCCUUCUUCCAGUUAGGACUGAGCUCACACCUCCACAGGAAACAGGCCAGCAAAUGUCUGUUUUUCUUAGAGGGAUUUGGGUUACGACUGAGUUUGAAUCACAUGCUUCAGCGCAUAGACGUUCCUAUCUUGGCUUAACCAUUCAGGGUCCAGUUGUCUUGGGGGAGGGGGGGGAUGUCCAGAUGUGAUGGGGCAGGGAUACUGUAGAUGUUGAACAUUUUGGGACUUUAAUAGAGAUGAAACUUUUUAUCAAUGUAAGUGCAUUUCUUAUUUAAACUUGAUUUUAGUUGGUUCGGCUUAACCCUAUUAUUCUGUUAAUAAUUACAUGGGAACCCAUUCAGUAGUUGCUGUGAUAUAUUUACUUGGGCCAAAGAGGUGGAGUUAAAUCGUCUUAGGUACAGCAAUGCUGCUGGAACAAAAGAGUAGUGAAACUUUGUUCAGUUCAAAUAUUAAGUCAUGUUUUUUUCUCCUCUACUUUCCUUUAUAGAGUCUAUUCAACUUAUUCAUAUUUAUACAUCUUUGUUCUUGGUUUUAUUGGCUGUUCUAAUCUGUUCUGUGUAUUGUGACAUAGAUCAAUGUUUUCUUUUGAAGAAACAGAUUGUGAAAAUGAAUGAAAUGCAUGUAAUUGGAUAUCAUUUAUGUCGUUUUUUUGAUCAAAUAACAAUGAAUUUGAGAUUUGUUUGUGAAUUAAACUAAAUUGAUGCUGAAAGGUG